UGAGUAGGAGGUUGAUGAUAGAAAGAAAGGUUAAAGUGGAAGGACAUUGUUGUCGUGCUGUUCCAGCAGUUACUGUUCCAGUGGACUUCGAAGCCGCAGGUAUCAAAUGGUUAUGGAACUCAAACUAAUUCUGAUUCUAACGGUUGUUCUUGCAACUGUCACGGCAGAAUAUGUUCGCCCUCUUCCUCGUAAAACCUUACACAUCCCAUUGGAUUCAAUCUCAAAGUCCCACUCCUCUUACCCCAACCAGGUACACAUUUCUUUGGCAGGAGACAAGCACAUGAGAGUUACCUGGAUAACUGAUGAUAAACAUUCACCUUCAUUUGUAGAAUAUGGAGCAUUACCUGGGAGAUAUGACUCAGUAGCUGAAGGAGAGUGCACCUCUUAUAAUUAUCUGUUAUAUAGCUCAGGAAAGAUACACCAUACUGUAAUUGGGCCUUUGGAAGAUAACACUGUGUACUUUUACCGAUGUGGUGGACAAGGUCCUGAGUUCCAGCUCAAAACACCUCCAGCUCAAUUUCCAAUUACUUUUGCUGUGGCCGGGGAUCUUGGUCAAACUGGUUGGACUGAAUCAACAUUAGCUCAUAUUGACCAAUGUAAACAUGAUGUGUACCUGCUUCCAGGAGACCUUUCAUAUGCUGAUUGUAUGCAACAUCUAUGGGACGCAUUUGGUAAGCUAGUGGAGCCACUUGCUAGUACAAGGCCUUGGAUGGUAACAGAGGGAAACCAUGAAAAGGAGAACAUACCAUUGUUAAAGAAUGGGUUUGUAGCCUAUAAUUCCAGGUGGAAAAUGCCAUUUGAGGAAAGUGGAUCACCUUCAAAUCUCUAUUAUUCUUUUGAAGUUGCAGGUGUUCAUGUUAUCAUGCUUGGCUCCUAUGCAGAUUAUGAUGAAUACUCAGAACAAUACACAUGGCUAAAGGUGAAUCUUUCAAAAGUGGACAGGGAAAGGACACCUUGGCUGCUUGUGUUAUUUCAUGCGCCAUGGUAUAAUAGUAACAAGGCUCAUCAAGGUGCAGGGGAUGAUAUGAUGGCAGCUAUGGAGCCAUUGCUUUAUGCGGCUAGUGUUGAUUUAGUUCUUGCUGGUCAUGUUCAUGCUUAUGAACGUUCGAAACGUGUGUUUAAUGGAAGAUUGGAUCCCUGUGGUGCUGUCCAUAUAACUGUUGGUGAUGGAGGAAACAGAGAAGGCUUAGCUCAUAAGUAUAUAAACCCACAGCCAAAGUGGUCAGAAUUCCGCGAAGCCAGUUUUGGUCAUGGUGAGCUGAAGAUUGUAAAUUCCACUCAUGCCUUCUGGAGUUGGCACAGGAAUGAUGAUGAUGAGUCGGUGAUAGCUGAUGAUAUAUGGAUAACCUCUUUGGCCAGUUCAGGAUGUGUUGAUCAAAAGAGACACGAACUCAGGAGUAUGCUUAUGACACCCUAAAAGCCCUAGUUCUGCUGCUGUCAUUCGUUAACUGGGUGGAUUAGCAAUAGUUUGAUAUAUGUAGAAAAUGAGACAAUUCCAAAGAUUAGUAUAUAAGAUUAUUAGCAGCUUGAGUAUGCUGGGCUUGUGUCAGGCUGUCAGCAGAGUCAGUAGUCUGAGGUAUUUCAGUACAUAACUGCUGGUUGUACUUGUAUUUAAAUACUUAGGACUUGGAAUAGUCUGGAAAUGGAGUUUAUGGCUUGUUAUCUAUUUACAAUUCACAAUAUUGGUUGUAUUGUCUGAAGAUUGGUUUCUAUAUAGGAAAACUAAAACUCGUUUGCUUAG
Molecule: messenger RNA, 1741 nt
Organism: Gastrolobium bilobum
Lineage: Eukaryota; Viridiplantae; Streptophyta; Magnoliopsida; Fabales; Fabaceae
Product: purple acid phosphatase 18-like
Exons: 5
Coding region: 107-1417 (436 amino acids)
Molecular function (GO): metal ion binding; acid phosphatase activity
Source: RefSeq, a predicted model, not a curated record